Coturnix japonica (Japanese quail) is the source of this 3339-nucleotide messenger RNA. RefSeq names its product SPARC related modular calcium binding 2 (gene SMOC2). Gene Ontology annotation, molecular function: extracellular matrix binding; protein binding; heparin binding. The record is from RefSeq and is a predicted model, not a curated record. Gene Ontology annotation, biological process: extracellular matrix organization. Gene Ontology annotation, cellular component: basement membrane. NCBI's taxonomy places the organism in Eukaryota, Metazoa, Chordata, Aves, Galliformes, Phasianidae.
AGCCCCGCCGCAGCGGCAGUGCCUUCCCCUCGCAGGCGGCGGACAGCGGUGGGGAGGUGUGGGAGGGUCCAGCUUUCCCCCCAACACACACCCCUCCAACUUUACCUCCUCUUCCCCCGCUGCUGGGUAGACGCGGCCGGAGGGGAGAAAGGGCGGCCCGGAGACGCGGAGCCUCGGGGGAGGAGGAGGUAGGGAGCAUCUCCGAGCUGCUGCUCCCUGCCCGGCAGACGCGGAGAGGGGGAAAACUGCCGGCUGCGCGCCCGGCCCCGAGCUUCGAGGGGUGGGGGCUAAAAACUAGGAAAGGACCUGAGCUGGGACCUCCCAGCCGGAGAGCGGGCGUCGGGGGGAGCGACAUCCCGGGGAGAGUCCCCCUCCUUCGCUUCCCGGAGCUGCUGCCCGCCGCCGCCCCAGGAUGUGGGUGCCGCUACUGCUGCUGCUGCCCGAGCUGCUCCCCGCUGUGCCGGCCCAGAAGCUCUCCGCACUCACGUUUUUGAGGGUGGAUCAAGACAAAGACAGAGAAUGCAGCCUGGACUGUGCAGGUUCUCCUCAAAAAUCACUUUGUGCAUCUGAUGGAAGAACUUUUUUGUCCCGGUGUGAAUUUCAACGAGCAAAAUGCAAAGAUCCUCAGCUGGAAAUUGCCUAUCGGGGCAACUGCAAAGAUGUUUCCAGAUGUGUGGCUGAGAGGAAGUACACCCAAGAACAAGCUCGAAAAGAAUUUCAACAAGUGUUUAUUCCAGAAUGCAAUGAUGAUGGCACAUAUAGUCAGGUUCAGUGCCACAGUUACACUGGAUACUGCUGGUGUGUCACUCCCAAUGGUCGUCCAAUCAGUGGUACUGCUGUGGCCCACAAAACUCCUCGGUGCCCAGGCUCAGUGAGUGAGAAACUGCCACAAAGAGAAGGUGCAGGAAAAGCAGAUGAUGCCUCAGCUCCUGCGCUGGAGACUCAGCCUCAAGGUGAUGAAGAAGAUAUAGCUUCUCGUUACCCUACAUUAUGGACUGAGCAAGUAAAGAGCAGACAAAACAAAACCAAUAAAAGCUCAGCAUCAUCGUGUGAUCAAGAACUGCAGUCAGCCCUGGAGGAAGCUAAACAACCCCAGAAAGAUAAUGUGUUCAUUCCAGAAUGCGCUCAGGGCGGUCUUUACAAACCAGUGCAGUGCCAUCCUUCCACAGGCUACUGCUGGUGUGUUCUCGUUGAUACGGGACGUCCUAUCCCUGGUACAUCAACAAGGUAUGAACAACCUAAAUGUGAUAACAGUGCCAGAGCUCACCCAACCAAAACAAAGGAUUUGUACAAAGGACGACAGCUUCAAGGUUGUCCUGGGGCCAAGAAGAAUGAGUUCCUGACAAGUGUUUUGGAUGCACUGUCCACAGAUAUGGUUCAUGCAGUCUCUGAUCCAUCGUUGUCUUCCAGCCGAGUUUCAGAACCUGAUCCAAAUCACACUCUGGAGGAGAGAGUGGUCCACUGGUACUUCAAACAACUAGAUAAAAAUUCCAGUGGUGACAUUGGAAAGAAAGAGAUCAAGCCAUUUAAAAGGUUCCUAAGAAAGAAGUCAAAGCCCAAAAAAUGCGUGAAGAAAUUUGUGGAAUACUGUGAUGUGAACAACGAUAAGUCCUUGUCAGUUCAAGAAUUAAUGGGCUGCCUGGGAGUAACAAAAGAAGAAGGUAAAGCAGAAACAAAGAAACGCCAUACGGCCCCUAAAACCAAUACUGAGAGCACUUCAUCCAGCAGGCAGCAAGUUUCCAAGAAGCAAGGGUGAGCGGCUAACUGAUCCAAGGCAGAACUCUUUGACAUGUGGGAGAUUUCCUCACCAAAAGGCAAUAAAAACAACUGUAGUAUUUGCACUUUGUACUUAAAAAUGUAAAUUCACUUUGUAGAAAUGAAAUAUUUAAACAGACUUGUUGUAAUCUGUGAAAAUGUAAUAGCUGGUUUUGAAAAAUUAUCACAUACAAUGUAUGUGCAUUGUUUUGUUGUCUGAAAUAUGUAAAACGUGUCGGAGAUGUAAAAGUUUGCAUUUAAACAUUUUUCUUUUUUCUUUUGUUUUUUAAUAGCUCUUUGGCAAAUUUUAGCAAAGAAACCUGUUUCUAUGUAUUUUGGUUUCAAUAGUAUGCCUUGUUUUUCUUACCAAUACUGUCAUUUAAGUAGAGUUAUGCUGAAAAGUCUACUGUAUUCUCAAUUAUGUCCAAGAAAUGUUGGAUGUUAAUGUUUCUAAGAUUGAGGGAAGUCUGUAAAUUGCUGUUGAUUUGUUCUUGCAGUUUUUAACUGAACACAUUUUUCAUCAGUGGCAAUAUUUUUUCAUUGUGUUUUUAUUAUUAUGCUUCCCAAAAAUCAUACAAUGAGAACACAACCACUACAGGAUUCAAAAGUUAUUUUACAGUCGGGAUUCUGUUAGAAAAAUAUGUCCUUCCAUCAGUUUUUGAGGCGCCUUCUAUUAUAAGUUGUGGUAGGAGUUUUCCUCAUAGGAGUAAGGUGGAUAUUAGUGUAACUCCAGCCUGGUUUAACCUGAGCCUAAAAGCAUGAUCCUGCAGUAAGCACAAAGCGGGAGAGGUGUCUGUAUGAGUCAGAACUGUAUAUCUAACUAUGAAGAGACAGGGAAUGCUAAAUAGAUUUGUCAGCCUUUUCUUCUCCUACACCUGGCUGCCCCCAUUUGCCUUGGGGGUCUACCAGAGCUAAAGCUGAACAAAUUAUGAACAGUUUCCAUAAGGAGGGACUAUUCACCACACCUGCCUGAACUUUCUCCUUGCUGUCUGAAAGAAGUUCUUACAAGCUUUCAUGCCUUCUCUGUCAUUCCCCCCCCCCCCACAACAUUUAUUGUAUGUGUGUUUGAGUGCAGUAAGAACUUGUGAUGUGAAUUUAGAUCAGGAGACUCGUGUAAAUAAAGAUUCAGCUCUUGAACAGUUGCAAAUUACAAGCAGCUGGGUUGAUUGAUGUGGUGGCAGAUGGACUGCUGGCAUCUAGGAACUGUCAUGAAAAGUCAGGAAUGUUGCAACAAGCUGUGAUUUCAUUCUGUCUUGUUUAAAUAAUGUGUGAGAUUUGACAUGAGACUAGCUAAUCCUAAUAGCACCCUGGCUUGAUCUUGUACCAGAAUAAGCUUUGUUGCAAAUAAAAAUGUUUCAUUUUAUUUCAACAUAAGGAUAUAUGCUGAAGUCAUAGGAAACACUGUAUACAGUGAAACCAUACCCCAGAAAACAUGUACUCUAAGCUCUGUCAACAAGAGGAACCAAGAUGCAACUGUGUGUUAUCUUGUAUUUUUGUUUUUAAAAGUAUUUGUUAUUCUUUUAUAAUGUUAAACUUUGAAUUUAAUCUUCUUUAUAGAUUAAAGCUCAAUAUGCUAUCAAACUA